AUGACACAAUUCGAGCUAAGAUAUAAGCCCCACCCUUUCUCUGACAGCAUUAAAAGCCCUGGAGUGACGUACCUUCUUAUGCACCAUGCCACAGGCUACAAAGGAAAUAGAAUGGCUUCUCUGGAUAUGAUGAACAAAAACAAGAUCGACAGAGAAACAAUGGAGAGAAAAUCUGACAGCGUAAUACCUAUUCUAGAAGAUGACAACCCACAUUCUUUGGGUUUCUGUGGCUGGAUUUUAAUCAUCAUCUCUAUCAUUUUCAUCAUAAUAUUGUUUCCUGUCUCCAUAUUCAUGUGCAUCAAGCUCGUCCAGGAGUAUGAGAGAGCUGUGAUCUUUCGUUUGGGUCGCAUCAGUGACAAGAAACCAAAAGGGCCAGGAAUGUUUUUUAUCCUGCCAUGUAUUGAUACUUUUACGAAGGUGGACUUGAGAUCUAAGACAUUUGCAAUUCCACCUCAAGAGAUUCUGACAAAGGAUUCAGUGACGGUGUCUGUAGACGGUGUGGUUUACUUCCGGGUCAAUGACCCCAUCUUGUCUGUAGCUAAUGUGAAAAAUCCUGAUGAGGCAACUUUCCUGCUGGCCCAGACCACACUGAGGAACGUCCUGGGCACGAGAAACCUGUCAGAAGUGCUAUCAGAUAGAGAGGGCAUCUCCCAAAGCAUGCAGAUUGCCCUAGAUGAGGCCACACAUCCAUGGGGUAUCAGGGUGGAGCGAGUGGGGGUUAAAGACGUUAAACUCCCUCUUCAGCUCCAGAGAGCCAUGGCAGCUGAGGCUGAAGCCUCCAGAGAGGCUCGCGCCAAGGUGAUUGCAGCAGAAGGAGAGAUGAAUGCAUCCCGGGCCUUAAAGGAGGCUUCUCUGGUGAUUGCUGAGUCACCUUCAGCUCUACAGCUCCGCUACCUCCAAACACUCAACACCAUUUCAGCUGAGAGGAACUCCACCAUUAUCUUCCCCCUGCCCAUUGACUUCUUGCAGCACUUUAUAUCCCAUAACUGAUGCUAAAUUCUAAGGCUGCAGUAACAGUUUGUACAUGUCUUAUCAUUGUUUACAUUCAGUCAUUCCUGAAUAUCAAAGCUCAACUUUCUCUUACGUAGUCCUUUCUUCAUAGCCUUUAAAAUGGCAUUAUCAUAUUAAAAGGAAACAAAAAAGAGAAAUGAAAUGUGUGUGUGUGUGUGUGUGUGUGUGUGUGUGUGUGUGUGUGUGUUAAUAUAAAUGUUUAUAUAUGGAUGCAUUAAAUGAAUGUAACAUGACAAGAUUUUGCAUAAUUAAAUUAUAUCAUGACUCA
Molecule: messenger RNA, 1279 nt
Organism: Neoarius graeffei (lesser salmon catfish)
Lineage: Eukaryota; Metazoa; Chordata; Actinopteri; Siluriformes; Ariidae
Product: stomatin-like
Exons: 7
Coding region: 1-990 (329 amino acids)
Cellular component (GO): plasma membrane
Source: RefSeq, a predicted model, not a curated record